AUGGAGGCGUCAACCUGUUCCAAAUACACACGAAAGGAUUCUUCACAUCAGCAUGAGGGUGUAAGUACAACUUGGGCUGUGAAAGGUGAACUUGAAGAACGUGAUGGUGAAAAGUAUAUGGUUAUUAAGGAAGCUGAUAUGUCGCCAGUUCCUUCAAAUGUUAAUAUUUAUGCCACAAAUAUUUUCCCUGAUAAAGCAGUCAAUGACGCUUUCCUAGUGACCAUGAAUCAAAACUGGCGCUCUUUAUACAAAGAAGCGCUCCCAAUAUUGAGCACCCUCUGGGGACCCCCAAUCAAAACAGGAAUGAACUAUGUUUUUGAAAAAAUACCAUUCCGACGUCUGUUCCCAGAAUCCUAAAUAAAAACUGAUAGUGCAAACUGAAUGCUUAGAAACAAAUAUGUGAUUGUAAUGGUAGUUAUUAGAACAGGAUAUAAUAUGUUAGAAUAGUGGUUAAUAUAUUAUGAGUAUAUAAAUUUUUACAGAUGUUAAUAUAAGUAUAUGUUAAUGUUAACAAUUUAAUAUAAAUUUUGUAUUUAUAUUUAUUUUGUUAUAUACGUGUAAAAAUCAUU
Messenger RNA from Ctenocephalides felis (cat flea), 569 nucleotides. Its product is annotated as protein takeout-like. The transcript has 3 exons. Bases 1 to 357 code for a protein of 118 amino acids. The record is from RefSeq and is a predicted model, not a curated record. NCBI's taxonomy places the organism in Eukaryota, Metazoa, Arthropoda, Insecta, Siphonaptera, Pulicidae.